Molecule: messenger RNA, 2742 nt
Organism: Lodderomyces oxycetoniae
Lineage: Eukaryota; Fungi; Ascomycota; Pichiomycetes; Serinales; Debaryomycetaceae
Gene: CPH2
Product: Cph2p
Exons: 1
Coding region: 1-2742 (913 amino acids)
Molecular function (GO): protein dimerization activity
Source: RefSeq, a predicted model, not a curated record
AUGGAAGCUGCAUUACGUGGAAUUGAUUCAAACAAGAUAGACGAUAGGAAACGCUACGACAUGAGUAAUGACGUGAAUUUUGUUGAUGAUGGGAACACCAUGGCAUUCAACGAAAUGUAUACCCAAGGCUUUGACUCCCAAGGAGCUAACUUCAACUUUGACGAAACUGACGACUUUUUGCAAUCGAUAUCUGGUGUUUUGGCAAGCUCCAAAGUGGAACCGUUACAGCAGUCUAAUAAUUUUACCACUUAUAAUGAGAAUCUUUUAUCGCCAUCUUCAAUCAAUGGCGAGGAAAUCGUGUUUCCCGAGUAUCUCGCUAAUUUAGCAGAACAGAGUGGUAAAAACAACAACCACAAUCACAAUUACAAUCAAACCUUGCAAGAAUCGAGCUCAGAGGAUGAUAAGGUUAGGUCACAUUCAUCAUCUGUGGUAACAUUUAUCGAUAACACAACACCAUUGUCCAAUCCAUCAGUUGAAACCUCGGGCUUCACUUCGCCCGAGUCCGUUGUUAACCACGUACCAGAACAACCAGCUAUCAAGAAAAAGUCAGUAUCUACCAACUCAAAGGUUACCAAGCCAAAAGGAGGUAAAGAUAAGAGCUCUCAUAAUAUGAUUGAGAAGAAAUACAGAACAAACAUUAAUUCAAAGAUACUCAUCUUGAGAGAUGCAGUACCUUCAUUGAGGAUUGCAGCUGGCUGUGAUGAUGUUUCAAUAGCUGAUCUCGAUGGAAUUACACCUGCAGCCAAGCUAAACAAAGCUAGUGUCUUAACCAAAGCCACUGAGUACAUCAAGCAUUUAGAACAGAAGAAUGCAAUUUUAAAAGACCAAAAUUUAUACUUGCAACGGGUAAUUCAAGAAGCCAACUUGAAUCAAGGAGCCCUGAUCAAAGUGGCAUUCCCACAACCACAACCACAACCACAAUCUCAAUCACAGCCUCAAUCUCAAUCUCAAUCUCGAAUGAUAUCUCCUCCAUUGAAAGAAGGUCAACAAGUGGCGAGAAGCCGAAGUGCUCAGGACAAUUAUAACGAGCAGCAAUUUAUUCAAACACAAGUUGGCCCUGUACAACAACAACAACAACAACAACAAAAGCUGCAGCAAGAACAUCAACAGCAGCCACAACAAGAGCAAGAGCAACAGUUGAAAGAACAACAACGACAGCAGCAACAGCAGCAACAACAACAACAACAACUAAUAGAUCAACAGCAAAUACAGCGACACCAGCAGCAGCAGCAGCAGCUCGAGCAGCAACAACAACAAUCCGGAAAUUCAAGCCAGCCCAGUAGAUUUUUAUUAGGUGGAAUGGCAGCAGUAAUGGGUACUUCUUUGUUUGGAGGUGCUGGAGAAAACGAUUUCCGCAGUUUGAGCGCGUUGCCAUUUGCUUCUUACCUAUUUCCUCAUGCUUUACUCGAUCCUUCUUCUAUGGUUGUACGAUUGUGGUGUUUGACUAAAUUGGUAUUAGUAUUUGCAAGUGUAUUGACUAUUGUUUUACCCGUGGUUAGAGACUACGUAGAGAAGUCAGAAGAAAAGAAAAUUCAAACUAGCAGUGCUAGUGCUGCAAUUAAUUGGUUGUUUGCUGGUUUAUACUUGAGAGCACCUAUAAGGUUAACACCAUCACGUCGUGAAAAAAUACUUGACAAUUUAAGAGGAGGUAAAAGCUGGGGUCAAAUGACAAUUGAUUACAUUUUUUUGACAAACUGUGAAGCUAAUUUUGAAAAUACCUUUUUGCAAAUGUUGAUUGAAACGAUAUUGAAGAAUAAGUUCAGCCAAGUUUCCACUGUGGCAAACUACAUUCUGAAGAAAAGGGCUUUGCUGAUAACAAAUCUUGAGUAUUGUGGAACUGACAAAUCUGUCCAAACUUUGAACAAAUUGGUUGGUGAAAUUGAUGGGUCGUCUAUCUUUGCAAGCAAGGCAUUGCUGACCAGAUUGACUAAUAUUUUCCUUGGGCAAACUCUUAAUGAUAGUGUUGAGAGCCAACUCAACAAAGACAAGUAUGUUGAGGUUUACGAACGCAACAAGCUGGACUAUUUCUCGUUAGUUUUGCAAUUGAGACUUUUGGAAAUAAUCGAGGAGUUGAAUGUAACUUAUUUGGGCGAUAUUAAGGAAAAUAAUAGUCAAAUUUUGAAAGAUCUCAAAUCGCUUGAGCCAUACAUUCCUCAUGGGUCCUUGGUACACACUUACCACAACCUUUUCAGUGUUGUUUUGAAUGCCAACCAAGCACCGGUUUUGCUUAAUGGUUUGAAGCAUGAUCUUGCUACAAAAUUGGUACAGUACUUGCCCGAGGAGAGUCACGACUCAAGUGAAAGCGGAAUCACCGACGAUGAAAUGGAAGAAGAGAGUGGGUACUCAUUUAAUAGCCAAGCAAAUUUGAUUAAAUCUUUGAAACUAGUUUCGAAACAACAGUUUAUUAUCUUACUAUCUUCAUUGGUUGUUUACUAUCACAAUAUUGGCGAGUAUUCAAACGAAAUUCACAUAACAAAGUAUUUUAAAGACUUGACUACAUCAAGUUUCGACUUGUUGAUUUUUACUGGAUUAAUUACAAUGGUUAAGAAAGUGAUACCAGGCUCGGUUGAGGAUAAUUAUUAUUUGGGCGAUAUUGUGAUUAUGCUUAGAAAAUGGUUGAGGGAGAAUAAAGACGUUAUGAGUUUGGAUGUUUAUGAUAGGUUGACAGAGCUACUUAUUCAUAAAGGAAAAAUUAUGAAUGGGAUAGAAGUUGACGAUGAGGGAGAUGAUAGCGAUGAUUAA